UGUAGUUGUUGUCUCCACCGAAUACUUUGGGCGUUGCAGUGAAGGUGUGAUCGCGUUCGAAGCUUCGCCUUUUUACUCGACAUCGGCCGAGUUUCUUGAUAGAUCCUUCACAAUGUCUGCGAGCAAGGCAGGUAGAGCUAUCACUGACAUGAAAGCUCGUCGUCUCAGUGCUCCAGCGAGGAGUAAAGCAGUGAAAAGGCCAGAGGAUAUCGUCCGUGAUGUGAGAGGACUCAAGCUCCGCCAAAGAGUCUCUCUUGUUCUAAAUGACAAGGUUCUGCGCGAGGAGUUGGAAGAUAUCGUCGAGAAUUUUGUCCACAAUGGCCCAAAGCACACCGAGAAUAUCCGUGCUUACCAGGAUUUCUUGGUUCCGACUUACGGUGGCAAUGCUGGUGGAAGUGUAGUCACUCCAAUAGCUGAUAUUCGAGGGUCAGAUACACUGAAUUACUCCAAGCAAGAGAGGCUUUUGCGCUGCAAAGUCGCUUCGGUUUACCGUCUUGCUGAUCUAUUUGGAUGGUCUCAUGGAAUCUAUGGCCAUAUUACCGCUCGAACAUCGAACGAGGAAGAGCACUACCUGCUUAAUCCUUUUGGUCUGUUGUAUAGUGAAGUAACUGCUUCAAGCCUGGUAAAGGUUGAUAUUGAAGGAAACCUAAUCGAUGGAGGAAGCACGAGUCUGGGAAUAAGCAAAGCAGGUCUUGUUCUUCAUUCAGCUAUUCACGGAGCGCGUAAAGACAUCAAAUGUGUAAUACAUCUCCAUCAAACCGACUGUACUGCGGUUUCUGCGACAGAAUUUGGCCUUCUUCCAUUAUCUAUUGAAGGAAGUGUUUUGGGAGAAGUUACUUACCACAAUUAUGAAGGCAUCCUGAUGGACGAUGAGGAAAAACAAUCCAUCGUAAAGGACUUGGGAGAUACUAGCAAGGUCUUGAUUUUAAGGAAUCAUGGAAUUGUAUGUUGUGGAGAAACUGUAGAAGAAGCAUUUGAUCUUGCCUUUUGGGCAGUAAAAGCUUGUGAACAGCAGGUCCGUGCAAUGGCUGCUGGUGUAGAUAAUCUGCUUAAAAUUGAUGAGCAAGCAAGAAAACAUGAUGUUAAUGUUCAUAGCAAUGAUUCAAUAAAUCAGUCCAAGACAAAGUGGAAAACUGGAGAAUUGCAAUUUGAGGCAUACAUGCGUAUGCUUGAUUCUAGGGGUUAUAGAACUGGCCAUUUGUACAAGAACCCCGAUGUUUUCAUUGGUGAUAAGCCAAGUGCGAGAGAAGUAACAUCACCAGCAACAACAACCUCCACAAGAGCACAUCUCUUCUUCACCCCAGAAAUUGACAAACAGCCUAGUAGAUCUCACUCAACAGGGCGUGCCAAUACCUAUCGUAAUAGAGUGAAGUGGCUUAACACACCUGUCAAGUCUACCGAGUACAAAAAGGAGAGUGAUAUACCAGAGGAUGUUGAUGAGACAGUCAUUAUUAAGGAUCAAAAGCCAGAGAAAGUUGACAAGGAUAUAAUCAAGACUGAAAAGAAGGAAGAUGAUGAAAUAGUCAUGCACACUACCAAUGUCAUUGUCGAAUCCUCACCAGAUGCAUGGCCUGAAGAAGAGAAGGGAGUUGCAGAUGCCGAGACACCAGAAGGCGUAACACACAAGAGAGAAAUCAAAGAAACAACGGUUGUAGUGUCACGUUUGGUUGAUAAGGAUGGAGAGGUGACACAAGAAACGCAGGUCACUGAAAACAAGAAGGUUUUUGUCAAUGGUGAAGAGGUCAAAGACGAAGUGACUCAUCUCAAAACCCCUGAGGAAGAAGAAGAAGAGAAAGAAGAAGAAAAGAAGGAAGAAGACAAGGAGGAGCAUGAGAAAAAGGAAGAAGAUGGCGAAGGUGGAGCUACUGCAGAAUCUCCAGAACCAGGAAGUCCAUCAAAGACCAAAGUAAAGAAGAAGAAGAGUUUUAAAGACGCACUGAAGAAGAAAUUCAGCAAGCGAGGUAAAGAUGACCAUCACGAAAAGACAGAAAAAGCUGAAUAGACAAACAAUUGAACAGUGCAAGUAGAUCAUAUGUCCAAUCAACUCUACAUGCUGGACUAAAGGUUUUCUCUUAUUUGUCAUGAAAAUGGCAGUCAGUCUAAAUAAGCAUGCUUAGCAUGUUAUUUUAGAUUUAUUUGAGAAGACCAUUUCAAAAGUUAAAUGAAGCUUGCGUAGCCAUCAAAUUAUCUCAUUGAGAUUUUGUGCUAUUGAAUUUUAAAGUUUUGCUUUAUAUCACAAUUCAUGUGAUAAAAUUUACAACCAGCCAUUAUUAGGAAUGAGCGAGGGUUUAACCAAACAGUAAUGUCUUGUUUCUUUACUUUAAUAAUGUGGUUUAAUGAGCAAAAACUUGUAUGAUUUGAUGAAGAUAAGGAUAAGUUGAGGCUCUGCUCCAAUAGUAACUAAUGUUAAGGAAGAGAACAUAGUUCCAAUAAGAAGAAUUGCUGCUAUAGUCUUAAUAUUUCAAAGCUUGUGUCAACUGAAUGUUUUUAUUUGCAUAAUGUAGGACUUGUUAAAUGGAACAAUGGUUACAUGCUCUGUAUUUCUGCUUUGAUAGUGGAUACUAAAAAUGCACACAAUCUAGGAAAGGAUUUCUUCCACAUUCUACUCUGCUAUUGCUGUCAGUAUUCCUAACUAAUAUGCACUUUAUUUCUAAAAAAAUAAAGUGAUAAAUAUAUCUUAUGUUUCUUGAUUAUAAUUCAUUCAUAACAUUUCAGUCCAUUAUUUCUUUAUAAAAUGUUUUUUUUAGUUAUCUUAUUUUAAAAAUAAAGUGCAUUACUUUGAUUAAGUAGAUCUUCUUGCAUAAGUGCUUUAAGAUAGCAGCUAUUUUAAAUAGUAAUUCCUUUUAACCCAUGAAAUAGAAGUUAGUCUCAAAGCCUUUAUUAGACACUAACUCUAUUGUUUCUUUCCUUUUCAUUUUACCAUCAGCAUCUGACUAAUAGAUUUCAUUUCAUGGGUUAAAUAAUCUCACUUCUCAAAUGUAUCAUGUACCACAAGUGCAUUAGCUGUCCACUUAUGUAAAGUAUUCUUAUUUUAAACUUUUACAACCUAGGUUUUUGUUUGCCAAAAGAAUAUCAAGUAAUUUAUGGAUAAAGAAUGCCAGAUUCUUUUAGGUUUUUAACAAGUUUUCAAACAGGCAUUUGGCGUAGGUUUUAUUUCGUUCACUAAUGAUAGCCCAUUAGACCAUAAAAAUGUUUUAUGGACUCAAAACGUGAGUCAGUUGUGGAAAUAAAUACCAGAAAUGUGUAACUUAUGUUAUUCUCUAGAGUAAAUGAAAAAAAUGGGACAAACCCAAGUGACUGUAUACUUCUAAUUAUUGUAAAGAUAAAAAUGUCUGAAAUAAAUGUAAAAGUCAAAACAAAA
This is a messenger RNA of Actinia tenebrosa (Australian red waratah sea anemone), 3361 nucleotides long. RefSeq names its product alpha-adducin. Gene Ontology annotation, molecular function: actin filament binding. The record is from RefSeq and is a predicted model, not a curated record. Lineage: Eukaryota; Metazoa; Cnidaria; Anthozoa; Actiniaria; Actiniidae. Gene Ontology annotation, cellular component: plasma membrane; postsynaptic density; cytoskeleton.